CAUAAAUUGAAAAAGGCAGUAAAUGAAUUGUCUCGUGCUAUCCACCUUCAGCCAGAUGGAAUCCAAUUAUACAUAAGAAGAGGACAAUAUCUUCUUAUGAUGAGAUGUUACAAUCUUGCAAAGUUUACUAUUUAUCAAGUAGCAGAAAUGGACAAAGGUCUCAUCGAGUUGAGUCCUAUACAGCAAGCCCUCAUUUAUUCAUUUUGUGAAAACCACGACAAGGCCAUUGAAGUCUUGGAUGGAAUCAGUUGGAAUAGAAAUGAUAUGACCAUGUAUGCUCUAUUAGCAAAAGUUCAAAUGAAGGCUAAGAGAACCAAGGAAGCUGUGAGAACGCUUAAGAAGGCAUUGGAUGUCAUUUCUCAUUCCGAUAAAGGACCAAAUGCCACAGCAAUUUCAGCAGACUGUCUGUAUAAUUUGGGUCUUUGUUACAUGGAGGAAGGCAAUUUACAAAUGGCUUAUAAGCUGGCAAUUACAGAUUUAACUACAGCUAUCAACAUGGACAAAAAUAGUUAUAUAGCAUUUUAUAACAGAGCAUUAUGUUACACCAAGAUAAGGGAACUUCGAAUGGCAUUAACAGAUUAUAGUAUUGUGCUGCUUCUUGAUGCCACAGAAACUGUAAAACUAAAUACCUUCAUUAAUCGUGGACUCAUCUACAUAGAACUAGGCCAGUAUGGCUUUGCAUUAGAGGAUUUUAAACAAGCUGCACUGAUAAGCCAGACUAACGGGAGCCUUUAUCACGCCACUGCCAUGUGCCAUCACAGAAUUAAUGAGUUUGAAGAAGCCGUCAAUUUCUUUACCUGGGCUCUUAAAAUUAACCCAUGUUUUCUGGAUGCUUAUGUUGGAAGGGGAAAUUCUUACAUGGAAUAUGGUCUUGAUGAAGCCACCAAGAAAGCACAGAAAGACUUUCUGAAAGCACUGCAUAUUAAUCCAGGAUACAUAAAAGCCAGAAUUUGUUUGGGUUAUAAUUUACAGAUCCAAGGAAAAUUCCAGAAAGCUUGGAAUCACUUUACCAUUGCCAUGGAUAUUGAUCCAAAGAAUUACUUAGCCUAUGAAGGAAGAGCUGUGGUCUGUCUUCAGAUGGGUAAUAAUUUUGCUGCAAUGCAGGAUAUUAAUGCUGCCAUGAAGAUCAAUACUACAGCAGAAUUCUUAACAAAUCGUGGUGUGAUUCAUGAGUUUAUGGGCCAUAAACAGAAUGCAAUGAAAGACUAUCAAGAAGCAAUUUCUUUAAACCCCAAGUACUCGCUGGCUUACUUUAAUGCAGGAAAUAUCUACUUUCACCACAGGCAGUUUUCCCAGGCCAGUGACUACUUCUCAAAAGCUUUAAAAUUUGAUCCAGAAAAUGAAUAUGUUCUCAUGAAUCGAGCUAUUGCAAAUACAAUAUUAAAGAAAUAUGAAGAAGCAAAAGAAGAUUUUGCAAAUGUAAUUGAAAGAUGUCCCUUUUGGGCUGCAGUAUACUUUAAUAGAGCACAUUUCUACUACUGCUUAAAACAAUAUGAACUAGCUGAGGAAGAUCUUAAUAAAGCCCUGUCUUUGAAGCCUAAUGAUGCUCUAGUAUAUAAUUUUAGAGCAAAAGUUCGUGGUAAAAUAGGUCUGAGUGAGGAAGCUAUGGCUGACUAUAACCAAGCACUUGAUCUUGAAGACUAUGCCCCAGUCACAUGAUUACACAGACCGUGGUUGCUGUAGUAGUUUACACAGCUGUUCUCUCUGAAACUGAAAGGUCUUUGUUGUCCAAAAUGUUCCACCAUUUUCAUUAUUGUAUUCAUUAUGCUUAGUCUUCCUUAUAAUCCUCUAUGCAUUUUAAUAAAAUGCUUGUUAUACAUUAAUGAUAAAACUUAUAUGUCAUUUUCUGCAUAUUUAGAAUACCUUGAAAACUGAAAUUUUUCUAAGGUUGCAGAAUUUAAACGAAAAUGUUUCUUAAGGAAUUAAAUAGGAAUGUUUCUUAACAUUUCAAAUAUUUUCUUUAAAGUAAUUCUGUUUGAAAUAAUACUAUAUAUUGUAGAAAAAGUGUCAUCAAACUUUUCAUCGAUCCUUGCUGAUAAUGUAUUCAAUAGUAUACAGAUUAAAAAAAACAAACAAACAUAGAACUGAUGACUAUAAAAAACUGAA
Saimiri boliviensis boliviensis (Bolivian squirrel monkey) is the source of this 2106-nucleotide messenger RNA. The record is from RefSeq and is a predicted model, not a curated record. Lineage: Eukaryota; Metazoa; Chordata; Mammalia; Primates; Cebidae.